UUUCAAGAUGUUAACGUCUUGUUGGUCGUUGGAUACGGAUUUCUGAUGACUUUUCUGAAGAAAUACGCCUUUAACGGUGUAGGAUUUAAUCUAUUGCUAUGCUCGCUGACCAUCCAAUGGAGUUUCAUUAUGCAAAAUAUCUGGAAAAUGCAAUCUGGAGUUAUGCAUUUUGGCAUUGUUAGUAUGGUGGAAGCUAAUAUUGCAUCUCUAGCCGUUCUUGUAUCAACUGGUGCUGUCUUGGGAAGAAUAAAUCCCCUACAACUUAUAAUAAUGUCCUUAAUUGAAACAGUUUUGUACAGUUUUAAUAAAGAAUUGGGAUUGAAUACUUUUAAGGUUACCGAUGCUGGAAAUUCAAUUUUUGUCCACGUUUUUGGCGCUUAUUUUGGUUUGGCAGUGUCCUUUUCUCUGUAUCAAUCCGAAUUUUCAAAAAUAAAUUAUGGGAAAUCAAAUUUGUUUUCGUUAAUAGGAACACUAUUUUUGUGGGCAUUUUGGCCAAGUUAUAACUCUUCUGGAAUCUUAGGGAACGAUCGUCAUCGAGCUAUUAUAAACACGUAUUUAGCUCUGGUUACCUGCACUUUGACUACUUUUGGUUUAUCUUCUCUGCUCGAAGGACACAAUCGAUUCAAUAUCAUUCACAUACAAAAUUCAUCAAUCGCCGGUGGUGUAGCCAUUGGAACUGUAUCAAAUAUGAUGAUCCAACCGUACGGCGCCAUGUUGGUUGGUUUCGCAGCAUCCAUCGUAUCCGUAUUUGGUUACGCAUUUUUAAAGCCUCUAUUAGCAAGAAAACUUAAAAUUCAAGACACUUGCGGUGUGCAUAAUUUACAUGGACUCCCCGGAGUAAUGGGAGGAAUCUUAGGUGUUAUUUUGACCUUAAAGGCUAAAGAAAGCAAUUAUGGAUUCGGUAUCUACGAACUGUUUCCGGCUCUUGCUCCAUUAGAGAAUUCAACAGAUCUAUACGAAAUUCAUGCUGAUUAUGUACCUAUCGAUGCAGGAAAAAAUCGCUCUUUAUCUCAGCAGGCUGUCUAUCAACUGGUCGCGUUAUUUUCUACGCUGGCAAUUUCAAUUAUUGGAGGACUUCUAACAGGUGUUCUUUUAAAGCUACGCAUAUGGGAUCCUUCCGAUCACGAAUAUUCGUGUGAUGUUAAUUUUUGGAAACUGAACGAGCAUUCUAAACAAAGACAAUCUUUUAAUAUCGAAUAAAAUAUAGCUGGACCAUCAAAGAAGUAAUGAUAUGAGAGAGAGAGAGAGAGAGAGACUGAAGGUCAGAAAUAUAGAUAUACCAGUGUAAAUGGUUACAGCCUGUUAACUGAACGGCAGAAAGUAGACUAUGUAAAGCUGCCCUUUAGUAUUAUCCUACGGGAAAGUGAGAUCAAGGAAGAGCAUGGAAAAGAUUGAGAUUACAACCAUGUAAGACUGAAGAGAUAGGACUGGAAUGGACCUAAUUCAAUAUUCAUAAAUGAUGAUGCUGCUGAAU
Molecule: messenger RNA, 1474 nt
Organism: Centruroides sculpturatus (bark scorpion)
Lineage: Eukaryota; Metazoa; Arthropoda; Arachnida; Scorpiones; Buthidae
Gene: Rh50
Product: ammonium transporter Rh type B-like
Exons: 9
Coding region: 46-1200 (384 amino acids)
Biological process (GO): ammonium transmembrane transport; ammonium homeostasis
Cellular component (GO): plasma membrane
Molecular function (GO): ammonium channel activity
Source: RefSeq, a predicted model, not a curated record